Micropterus salmoides (largemouth bass) is the source of this 3224-nucleotide messenger RNA. It is a transcript of the gene notum1a, whose product is annotated as notum, palmitoleoyl-protein carboxylesterase a. The record is from RefSeq and is a predicted model, not a curated record. The coding region runs from base 283 to 1773 and encodes 496 amino acids. Gene Ontology annotation, molecular function: hydrolase activity. NCBI's taxonomy places the organism in Eukaryota, Metazoa, Chordata, Actinopteri, Centrarchiformes, Centrarchidae. The transcript is spliced from 11 exons.
UGAUCCAGCAGCGCUUGAGUCGUACAAGGCAGAUUAGCAGUUGUAGGCGCAUUCUUUGAAAGUUUGAAAUAUACCCAGAUAAUUUAGCAGAUUCCUGUGAUUGAUCUAAAAGCACUUGUUAUUUAGUUGACGUUAAAUUUAAGCAUUUCUGGGAGCGGAUGACAAGUGUUGUGGCGUCUUUCAAACCGUGCGUAAUUGUCGCUUCUUUCUCAGCUCCAUCGGCCAAACGUUUUCCCGACGAGACGUUGUAUUUGGAGGAAGGACAUCUAACACGGGGAUAAGAUGACAGCAAUCAGAAUGGUUUCAUCAGUGCUGGUGCUGGUGCUGAUGCAGUCCGGAGCUCUUUGCGCACGGAGGUUCCGCGGUGGCCGCAACCCACAACCACGACGCGCACCACCUGCUCCCACAUACCGGGCGGACCGGGGUGACACCACGGAGAGCUUCCCUCUGGAUUUCACCGCCGUGGAGGAGAACAUGGAUAACUUCAUGACACAAGUGAAGAACCUGGCACAGUCCCUCUACCCGUGCUCGGCGCAGAAGCUCGACUACGACAUGAAACUGAACUUUUUGGAGAAUACAUCAGUCACCUGCAACGAUGGAAGUCCUGCGGGGUACUACCUGAAAGAAUCCCGAGGCAGCAGACGGUGGUUGAUAUUCCUAGAGGGUGGCUGGUACUGCUUCAACAAGGAGAACUGUGACAGCCGAUACGAGACCAUGAGGAGACUGAUGAGCUCGUCCAAGUGGCCCCAAACUAAAACAGGCACCGGGAUCCUGUCUCCACUGCCCGAGGAAAACCCUCACUGGUGGAAUGCCAACAUGGUGUUCAUCCCGUAUUGCUCCAGCGAUGUGUGGAGCGGUGCAACAGCCAAAACAGAGCAGAAUGGCUAUGCCUUCAUGGGAUCGCUGAUUAUUCAGGAGGUUGUGAAGGACCUGCUGAACAAAGGUUUGGACAACGCCAAAGUUCUCCUAUUAGCAGGAAGCAGUGCGGGUGGUACAGGGGUCCUUCUGAACGUGGACCAUGUGGCAGAAUUACUGGAGGGACUGGGGCACACUGGGAUACAAGUGCGAGGCCUGUCUGAUUCUGGCUGGUUCCUGGACAACAAGCAGUACCACUGCACGGAGUGUGUGGAUGCUGUCAGCUGUUCCCCCACUGAGACCAUCAAGAGAGGCAUCAAGUACUGGGGAGGAGUGGUACCAGAGAGGUGCAGGCAAACCCAUGAAGGAGAGGAGUGGAACUGUUUCUUUGGAUAUAGAGUCUUCCCUUCAAUAAAGAGCCCUGUGUUUGUUGUCCAGUGGCUGUUUGAUGAGGCCCAGUUGACAGUGGACAACAUCCAGCUGACAGGCCAGCCUGUGCAGGAAGGCCAGUGGCGCUACAUCCAAAACCUGGGCAUUGAGCUUAGGAACACACUCAAAGAUGUCCCGGCUAUGUUUGCUCCAGCGUGCCUAUCACAUGAAGUGAUCACAAGAAACUACUGGAUUGACGUGCAGGUUAAAGGCACGUCCUUGCCCCGAGCACUGCACUGCUGGGACCGCAGCCUCCACGACAACAGGAACAACAAGGCCCCGCCCAAAGGCUGCCCUGUACAUCUGAUUGACAGCUGCCCGUGGCCCCACUGCAAUCCCACAUGCCCCACCAUCCGAGACCAGUUCACAGGACAAGAGAUGAACGUCAUUCAGUUCCUCAUGCACAUGGGCUUUGAUGUGCAGAAGAUGGCCCAACAGCAGGGCAUGGACCCCAGCAAGCUACUGGGCAUGCUCAGUAGUGGCAGCUAAAGGGAUACACAUGCGCACAGUAUCUUCAAGCUAAGCCCAAGCAGGGCUGGCUGGUCUCUCUGGCCAGUCUCCCAUGCCUGAUACCUCCAAAUAACCCAUUCCUCACAACUGGUGACAAGUACAGGGGCAACACGCCACCAUGACAAGGCACAACUCUCUGCUACUCUCCAUUUAAAUUAUCUUUUGCUUUGUAAAAGAAAAAAAUAUCACGAAUGUAAUCCAGUUUUAAGGAUGCUCAUUGCUGUUUUGUUUUUUUAAAUAUUAUUUUCACCCUUCCAUAUAGAUUAUAUUUAGUCAUUGUUAAAAAAAAGAAAGAAAAGGAAAGUCCACAAUGACGUACAGAUGCUGACUUUGUCACAUAGUCACUAUAGAGUAUAUAAUGGUAUAAUUUUGUUUGGUUAUAACAUCUCAUCACACCCAAAAAAACUACAUCAAGGUAGAAACAGGGAUAAGGUGAGACAAGCACUGGAUCAGGAAGGACAUUUUGUAUUUAUCUCUAAAGCAAUGUUAAGAACGAUAGGGAGAGGGAACUUACACCAACACACCUCUAAUCGGUUCAUGGUAUUUGACCAGGUUGGAUUAACACACUCUUUACAUAGUUAGGCCCCAGACAAACAAAUGUCAGAUGUUAUUCCUUGCUAAUGGAAAAAAAACACAGACAAUCCUCAACACUUCACAUUAUUGUUUUGAUUAUCAUGGAUUAAUAAAAAAGACCACUCUAGAGGUAACUCUUUCCUUACAGUGUUGAAAUGAAAGUGGCAUAUUUUCAGCAUAUUACAACUUUUGAUGCCAAGAUCCCCAGUUUAGUCGUUUCCUGAAGCGGAAUGUGGUGCUAAAGUGGACCUGGAAACACUUUUAAGGUCUAUCAGUAGCUAUACAUACACCACAGUGCCAUUACAUCUAUACCUCUUUCUCCCAGGCCAUGACAAGAGGACUGUUCAAACCCGCACAUACGGUACACAUUCAUGUUAAAUCACCUCAGUAGUUCAUCAAUCCUCAGAUCAAUGCAAUGAACAUUUAAAGGGAGACAAAUAUAGUGUAUUGUAUAUUUUUUUGAGUAUUUGUAUAGGUUCUUUCAAGUGUUCACUAGUGUAACUCCCUUCUUAUAUUUCAUAAUAGAGAUCACUUUUUAAUAUAAUGACAAUGUUGUAUGUAAUGAUGUCUUUAUUAAUGAUGUUUUUAAAGGACCUCUAUUUCGCAUCACGCCAGAGAAGGAAAACUAUUACUAAUUGUAAUUUUAUUCUGUAACAUAUUUUUUUAACGGAAAACAAGCUACAUUGGUAAUUUACAUAUUUAUUUUGUUAUGUAAAUCAUAUUUAUAAGUGCUAUUUUCACAGAGAAGUGAUUCUUUGUAAAUUGUAAAUACGGUGCUGUUUUUUCUCUUUCUGUUGAUUGCAUGUCUUUGUAUGAGACGUAAAAGAAAAGACACAUUACAUAUACCACAAGGUAAA